AUGGGCUCGGGUGGGGGGCUGGACCCUCAACGGGGGGGCCUGCCCCCCAGCGCUGGGCGGGGGCUCUGGCAGCUGAGUGUGACGGUGCCAAUCGCUAUCCAGGCAGCUAUAGGUGCACUAGGGGCGGGGGGCUUGGGGGGGAGGGAGCAUCGCCCGCUUGGCUUCUCCAAGGACUACUUUUUGGGGAUGGGGGAGAACUCCCUUGGUGGGCACCACAGCAGCCGCUGCUUGCCGGCUUCAGAGGCUCCGGCCACCCCCUUGCCAACUAUCCCGGGGGUCUGGGACCCCAAGAGCUGCCCCCUCCCUCGCCCCUUGCUCUCCCUCCCCCGGAUUCUCUCUGCACUUUAUCUCCAAGGCAGCCCCCUCCCCACUUAUCUGGCUCUUUGCAGGAGGGGGCAACUGCCCCCCAGCCCGGCUGCAGGUGGGCGAGAGGAGAGGCUGCGGCCUUCUGGGCAGGCGGCUCCCUCCCUCCCCUCCCACAGGGGGUGGGCUAGAUGGCCUUGGGGGUCCCUUCCAACUCUACAAUCCCACGAUUCCUUUCUGGGCAUCCAAAGCAAGGAACAGGGGCGGCUUUCCUCCUCCAGGCAGGAGCUGCGGACCAGUUUCCCCCAGGCGGCAGGAAGAGGCAUUGAUUCAGGGCAGCUCAGCUGA
This is a messenger RNA of Podarcis lilfordi (Lilford's wall lizard), 651 nucleotides long. NCBI's taxonomy places the organism in Eukaryota, Metazoa, Chordata, Lepidosauria, Squamata, Lacertidae. The record is from the annotation of a GenBank genome assembly.